Molecule: messenger RNA, 1512 nt
Organism: Parastagonospora nodorum SN15
Lineage: Eukaryota; Fungi; Ascomycota; Dothideomycetes; Pleosporales; Phaeosphaeriaceae
Exons: 4
Coding region: 1-1512 (503 amino acids)
Biological process (GO): transmembrane transport
Molecular function (GO): transmembrane transporter activity
Source: RefSeq, a predicted model, not a curated record
AUGUCGACGAAUUGGGGUUCAUCAAACGGAUUCGAACUGAGGAACAAAAAGCAGAGCUCUGGCUGCACAACGCCAACUUUAGCCUUUUCGGAGACGACAGUAGUGGCGAACCACUCUCUGGUAUUCGUGAACUCAUCCGCCGGAGAUGCGCUCAAGGACAAUCCUACAGAGUGGAACAACCCGAGAAAUGCCCGGAAAUCCAUUCAAUUGGCAAAUGCGGCUGAGCAGAUCAACGAAAGCUUUCGCGUCAGCGAUGAGAAUUUCCCACACUCAUACUGGCCAGUACUGUCGUGGAAUCUGGGAGGGGCAGCAGCUCCAAUGGUCGGCCUGCCGCUCAUGGAGAACUUUGGUGUGAGGAAGAGCUACAUGGUGAUUCACGCUGCCUUGAUCAUAUUCAUUGUCCCACAGGCUGCAGCAUCAAACUUUGCUACACUUAUCAUUACACGCAUCAUUACUGGUGCCUGCUCUGGGGUUCUCUCAAACAUCACAUCUGGAAUUGUGAGCGACAUUUGGAGAGCGGGGCGAGCGAAGAGCUUUAGUACUUCACUUUACAUCUGGUCACUGCUGGCUGGCUUAAGCAUGGGGCCAGUGUUUGGCAGUGUUACUGUAAAUUACACUACCUGGCGAUGGAUAUUUAUCGCUCAAAUCAUCUUCUAUACCGCGCUCUUGCCAGUCGUAUUCUUCCUGUUACCCGAAGUCAGGCCCGAAGUUAUCAUCGCGCAUUACGACCUCGCGACAAAUCAGGAGACUGCACAUGUCAAACAUACUGCAACCAACUCUGACAAUUCGCACAAAACUAUCCAAGACAUACUCGGGGAGACACUCAUCCGGCCGACUCGAAUGCUUUGCACCGAGGGCGUGGUACUCUCCUUUGGUCUCUGGUCAGCAUUCUGCAUUGGGAUCGCAUUCAUGUUCACGCAAUCCAUCAUGCAGGUCUAUUCUGAGUUGUACGAGUGGAGUUUCUUUGAAACGGGUAUCGUACAAUCCGCAAUAGUUAUUGGAGAGCUGAUCGGACUCAUGGCAUCGCUCCUCCAGGAUCGACUAUACUUUCGCUCGGCAAAGCAUAAUAUUGAGACGCCUGGAAAACCAGUACCAGAAGCUCGUCUUUACCUUAGUAUACCUGCAUCCUUCUUUGGCCUCAUGGGCGGCCUCUUCUUCUUUGCAUGGACAUCAUACUCGAGCAUACCGUGGAUAGUCCCCAGCAUUGCACUGUCUUUCGUGGGCUUCGGAAUGUUCUGUAGUACUGCUGCACUCACGACAUACGUUGUGGACGCGUAUGCUAAAUACGCAGCUAGCGCAAUAGCUGGCAUCGCUUUCCUUGAGAACUUCAUGGCCGCGUUCUUACCAUUGGCCACUCAAAGCAUGUAUCGAACACUCGGGUUUCAGUGGGCAAGUAGCUUACUAGGGUUUGUUGCCUUGGCAUUGAGCUUCAUCCCUCUGGUACUCCAAAAAUUUGGCAGUAGGAUUAGAGCGAAGAGCCCAUUCAUGAGUCAGGCAGGUUAUGAUAACUGA